Messenger RNA from Leptosomus discolor (cuckoo roller), 1680 nucleotides. The record is from RefSeq and is a predicted model, not a curated record. NCBI's taxonomy places the organism in Eukaryota, Metazoa, Chordata, Aves, Leptosomiformes, Leptosomidae.
AUGAAUGAAGAUGGUGCUGUUGAAAGACCUAAGAGGAGUCAGCAUAUGCAGGGUCAUUUUGGAGGGUAUUCUAUGAGCGGAGAUACUAGUGAAUUUCUGAACAGGCAGUAUCAAAGAGUGAGUAAAUUUGGUAGCGGAAGGAAUUUUGCAAACAGAGGUAACUUUCUGGAGUGUCUUUUUCGAGAAAGGAGCAUUGUAGAAGGUUGUAGUACACAAAAUAGAGGUGUUAGAGGAUUUCCUUCUAGUAUUGAAGGUGAGCAAAGAGACAGACCUCAGUCUGGCAUUUUCCUUGGCUCUAGAAGAGGAGGAACAUUUGGAGGUGAUGCAGGUCCAAAGGUGACUUAUGUGCCCCCUCCUCCACCUGAUGAUGAACAAGCUAUCUUUGCACAUUAUCAGACAGGAAUUAAUUUUCACAAAUAUGAUGAAAACGUUGUUGAAGUGUCAGGACUUAACCCUCCAGCACCGUUACUGGCUUUUGAAGAAGCUAACCUCUGUCAGACUUUAAACACAAACAUUGUGAAAGCUGGAUUCUCUAAACUUACUCCGGUGCAGAAGUACAGCAUUCCUAUUAUACUGGCAGGAAGGGAUUUAAUGGCAUGUGCCCAGACAGGAUCGGGAAAAACUGCAGCUUUUCUUGUACCAGUUGUGGCCCACAUGAUGAGAAAUGGCGUAACUGCCAGUAGGUUUAAAGAGCAGCAAGAACCAGAGUGUAUUAUUGUUGCCCCAACUAGAGAACUCAUAAAUCAGAUCUUCCUAGAAGCAAGGAAAUUUGUGUAUGGAACUUGUAUAAGGCCUGUUGUGAUCUAUGGAGGUACACACACAGGCCAUUCAAUUCGUCAGGUAAUGCAAGGCUGUAAUAUACUAUGUGCCACUCCGGGAAGGCUUCUAGACAUUAUAGGAAGAAAGCAGAUUGGUUUGCGUAACGUGAAAUAUUUGGUGCUAGAUGAAGCGGACCGCAUGCUUGAUAUGGGUUUUGGGUUAGAUAUGAAGAAGCUGAUUUCUCACUCAACCAUGCCACCAAAAGACAAACGUCAGACACUGAUGUUUAGUGCCACUUUUCCUGAAGAAGUUCAGAAGCUGGCUGGUGAAUUUUUGAAAAGUGAUUAUUUAUUUGUUGUUGUUGGACACAUGGGUGGAGCUUGCAGUGAUGUUCAGCAAAGUAUUCUUCAGAUUCCUCAGUAUUCCAAGAGGGAUAAACUGAUAGAAAUUCUGCAAAGCAUAGGUCAUGAACGAACCGUGGUGUUUGUGGACAAAAAGAAAAAAGCAGACUACAUUGCAGCCUUUCUUUGUCAACAAAAAAUAACAGCCACUAGCAUCCAUGGAGAUAGAGAACAGAGAGAGAGAGAAAUAGCUCUGCAGGAUUUUCGUUCUGGAAAAAGUCAAGUUCUUGUGGCAACUUCUGUGGCAGCAAGAGGUCUGGAUAUUGAAAACGUUCAACAUGUUAUUAAUUUUGACCUUCCUUCCACCAUUGAAGAGUAUGUACACAGAAUUGGACGAACUGGUCGUUGUGGAAAUAUAGGCAAAGCAGUUUGCUUCUUUGAUAACAGUUCAGAUGGCCAUCUUGCACAAUCGCUAGUUAAAGUGCUCUCAGAUGCCCAGCAGGAAGUUCCUGUUUGGUUGGAAGAAAUUGCUUUUGGUUUUCAAGGAGAAAGAGUCUUUACAUCAGUUAAUACCCAUAAG